AAAUUUUUAAAAAAUUUAAAAAGCUAAAAACAUAGAAAAGACUCACACACAAUCUCUCCAUAAAUAGAACCUAGGCGUGUGUUCUCCACACUUCACCUAUAUUCUCUACCUUCUGUUGCAAACCAAACACAAGAACAAAGAAAAGAAAAAACCAAUUCAAAAGAGUUUUUUUUUGUUUAACUAUGGAAUCCAACAACGUGAACAACAGCUUGAACCUAGACAUGGAGAGUAAUCAAGAAACGGCGUUCGACUACUCCAAAAGAGCUCAAUGGCUAAGAGCCGCGGUGCUAGGUGCCAACGACGGUCUUGUCUCCACGGCUUCGCUUAUGAUGGGUGUCGGUGCCGUCAAGCAAGACGUCAAAGUCAUGAUCUUAUCAGGUUUUGCCGGUUUAGUAGCCGGAGCUUGUAGCAUGGCCAUAGGAGAGUUUGUCUCCGUGUAUUCUCAGUACGACAUAGAGGUGGCUCAGAUGAAGAGAGAGAACGGAGGACAUGUGGAGAAAGAGAAGCUCCCGAGCCCGAUGCAAGCUGCUGCUGCGUCUGCGUUAGCGUUUUCCCUGGGAGCGAUUGUGCCUUUAAUGGCGGCUGCGUUUCUGAAAGACUACAAAGUGAGGAUCGGAGCGAUCGUGGCGGCGGUGACGUUGGCGCUAGUGAUGUUUGGGUGGUUAGGAGCGGUUUUGGGGAAAGCGCCGGUGCUUAAGUCGGCGUCUAGGGUUUUGAUUGGAGGGUGGUUAGCUAUGGGCGUUACGUUUGGUCUGACAAAGCUGAUCGGGUCACAUAGUCUGUGAUAUGUUUUUUUUUUUUGUGUGUGUUUACAGACGUACGUGAGUAACGUGAGUAAACUCUUCUUCAUGCUUCAUGCUUCAUGCAACACAAUUUAAGCGGUUACGUUUUUGUUUAUAGGCGUGGAAAUGAACUUUGUGACUUUUUCUUAUUUCGUGGGAAAUUUGAUAGUAAUGGGAUAUCUCUUUGUAAACAAUUGUGUUAUAUAAAUCUAUCAAAUGGAGUUUUCCCCAAUAGUAUGAAUAAAGGCGCGUUGAGAGUCUUUUAAUUAA
This is a messenger RNA of Capsella rubella, 1052 nucleotides long. RefSeq names its product vacuolar iron transporter homolog 1. Gene Ontology annotation, cellular component: membrane. The record is from RefSeq and is a predicted model, not a curated record. Bases 183 to 785 code for a protein of 200 amino acids. Gene Ontology annotation, molecular function: manganese ion transmembrane transporter activity; iron ion transmembrane transporter activity. The transcript has a single exon. NCBI's taxonomy places the organism in Eukaryota, Viridiplantae, Streptophyta, Magnoliopsida, Brassicales, Brassicaceae. Gene Ontology annotation, biological process: intracellular manganese ion homeostasis.